GCCGCCAUGGCGACCCCCGCCCAAGCUGUGGGGGCAAGUCGGCACUUGCUCCCAAAUCUACGCUCCACGUGGGUCCACUGCACUAGACGCUGACUCAUCGCUCAGUUUAGAUUUUGUGUGCUCCCGUUUUCCGUACAGUGACUCAGAGAUGGCUACAUUCGUGGAUUCAAACGGUAAAAUACACAGCUGUGAGCUAUGUCUCAAGUAUCCGGAAACCCCCGAGUGUGUGGAGCAAUGCCCAACUUCUCAGGACCCCCCGAACGCGGGUGGAGCGAGCCCGACCCUGGUGCUAGCUGUGGGGCUGCCCGUGGCUGUGAUGCUGGUGCUGCUGUUAGUGUUAGCCGCCCUGUGGUGGUACAAGAAGAAACACGUCCCUCCCCAUCCCGACAACGUGGAGGCACCCGUACAGGAACAAGCUGACCUCCUCACCAAACCCAAAUACAUGGUCAACCACGCAAAUACACAGACACAUGAGCCAGUUGACGCUGAACAGCGCCCCCUGGCGGGUCUCGAGCCAGUGGAGGAUGACUACCUGCCGAUCCGAGAGACGGCUGAGGGAACGUCCAUUAAUGCCUCUUCUCAUACUUUCACCUAAAUGUGUCCGUUUGGGGGUGAAUCGAGGAGGGAGUUGUCCAAAAUGGGAAAGCAAACAGUAGUCUGAACCAAAGGUCAAAGAUUUUACAGUGCAUUCCCUAUAUGGCAUGCUGGUUUCUGCCAUUUUACUCCCCGAAAUUUUCGGAUCAGUAUUUUUUUGGCGACAGCUUCCCCUGUUCACCACCUUAAACAUUUUAACAUCGUUCGUUGUGCAACUGCAGUUUCUUUUUAUAUAUAUAAUACCAGCUAAGUAUUAGUUAACCUGCUCAGAGCAGGGUACGAUAAGCUGCAUGCAUGUGAUGUAGGAACUUUAGUUUACUACUGCAUAGUAUUAACAGGUACGGUGCUCCGCUUGCAUGUUGUUCGGUUGCUGGUAGAAGAAACCUUGUCUGUAUGCAAAGUUUUCCUCAAACGUUAUGCAAACAGGCUCCACGCAGAGUAUACAGCACAUUCAAAUCUUGUAUUACUUUAGCUUUCUAUCUCUCCAAGCUGCCGCUCUGGAAAUAGUUUGUGGAAAACUGUGAACUGAUUUAUUUUUGCCUUUUGAGAUGCUGCCAUAUCAAUUCUAUGUUGCCAUAUUAA
Molecule: messenger RNA, 1176 nt
Organism: Branchiostoma floridae (Florida lancelet)
Lineage: Eukaryota; Metazoa; Chordata; Leptocardii; Amphioxiformes; Branchiostomatidae
Exons: 3
Coding region: 149-595 (148 amino acids)
Source: RefSeq, a predicted model, not a curated record